This is a messenger RNA of Mycena indigotica, 1185 nucleotides long. RefSeq names its product DUF659 family protein. The record is from RefSeq and is a predicted model, not a curated record. The coding region runs from base 1 to 1020 and encodes 339 amino acids. NCBI's taxonomy places the organism in Eukaryota, Fungi, Basidiomycota, Agaricomycetes, Agaricales, Mycenaceae. The transcript has 2 exons.
AUGCAUUUGCCAGAAUACAUUGCAAGCAAUAUCCUCCGCCGCUCAUCAGGCAAUCUUCUCGUUGCUGCAGAAUCAGCCGAGGGUGGCUCCGAUGCACAGCCAGCGGAAACUGGUGAUGCGGAUCUGAGACGGAAGAUGCCUGCCUACGAGGUUGUGGGGCGUUUCCUGGUGGAACGACUGAAGGCAGAGCUCAAUGCCCGGCCAAAUCUAAAAGGCUCAAAAGGGUUUUCCCACUAUUCUGACCGUAAGGCAGUUAUUGCGGCACUUCGGUCGCAACUCGAGGGGUUUACGCGUCAGCAAGCUCCCUUCAAUCGGCCUAAUCCUGCCUGGACACGUGCCUACCUUUAUUGGCAGGCACUCCUCGAUGAACCUGCCGCAUUUGUGCUCGCCCAUAUGGCACUCAAAAUGUUCGCUAUCAUGCCUACCUCAAUGCCCGAGGAACGAACGGUAUCCGUCUUCACGAAGCUGUCGACUAAAGACCGAAAUCGGCAAGAUGCGGCCACGACUGUUGCCAUUACCCAAGUGCGGCAACAUGUUCGUCGACGGGAUAGCGAGCGCAAGGCACCAGUUCAGCCUCGCCUCAAUUGGCGGUCGAUCAAAAGCGAGUUCUUCUCGAGAGAGCAGUCGCCCUCCCCAUUGGCACCUUCGUCUGCUCCUUCAGAAGGAUCGACAUCAACGGAGCCAACUACAGCAAUCAACCUCACUCUUGACUCUAAUCUUACGCCUGGCACUGGUAGUGAGCCCGGAAACGAUGCUGCUGCGGCUGGCCUUAAUGCACUCAAUGCGCGUACCCUGGCCACCGAUCUUCUCGCUGACAUAAUUCCAAGUCUCGAGUCGACACGAUUUGAGUCAGAGGACAUCGCUGACCUCGGGGAUGCACUGUUUCGUGACCUUUUGAGCGAUGCUCCGCUUCUCAGUGCUGAGACGGUCACCAAUCCGGGUGUGGUCGGCACUAUGAAAGGCAAGGAGAAAGCUGUAGAUGCAGUAUUUGACGACGAUAUCAAUGACGAGGUCUUUUAGUGUAGUCACAUUUGAAAUGCGUUUAUAAACACCCGGUUUUUAAAAAACUGUUAGAAACAUGUGUGAGUAUAUGCUGGGGAUUUCUUCACAGCACCCUAUUGGGUUGAGAUGUUUCUGGCACUAGAUCUGAGAACAUUCUAGCUUUUAUAGUCCUCAUUUGAGUAA